Molecule: messenger RNA, 1461 nt
Organism: Fusarium redolens
Lineage: Eukaryota; Fungi; Ascomycota; Sordariomycetes; Hypocreales; Nectriaceae
Exons: 1
Coding region: 115-1245 (376 amino acids)
Biological process (GO): peptidyl-histidine methylation, to form tele-methylhistidine
Molecular function (GO): protein-L-histidine N-tele-methyltransferase activity
Source: RefSeq, a predicted model, not a curated record
UACCACUAUCUGCCUCUACUGCCCCACUACACAGUGCACACACUCACAACUUUUUAUCUGUACCUAUCAAAGUCUUGAAAGCUUCUUAAGUGGUGAACAAAACUUCCCUUCACCAUGUCGUUUUCAUUUAGUUUCGCUGGUGACGAUAUCUCCGACAAUGAGCAGACUCCCUCUGUCGUCAAGCCCACAUCAGCUGCCGCAGCCACCACCAGCGCAUUUCCUGUCCCAGGAAAGCCUCAGCUCCCACCAACUGUCCAUCAACUGUCUGAUCUGCUUGCUCAGCUACCGUCAAAGGUCGCCUAUAGCCUUUUAGAUGUGGCCCUUGAUGAUGGGACUACUAUUCAGCUACCGCGAAGAGAGUUAUGGGACGUGAGGGUGCAGCUGAUGGCCGAGGAGGAAGACGUUGCGGGUGCUCAGUCUGAAGGGUUGGGAAGUCAUGAUGUGAAAACGGGUGUUUAUGAGGGCGGCUUCAAGAGCUGGGAGAGCAGUGUCGAUUUAGUUAAGGUACUGGCUGCGAAUAAGGUCAUCUCAGCACUGGAACAGAAGGCUUUUCGAGUUAUGGAGGUAUGUGGAAUAAAUUAUACUUGUAACGUGAUAUAUCUAACCCUAGACCAACAGCUUGGAUGUGGUACAGCUCUACCAUCUUUGGCAGUCUUCCAAUGGGCCAUGACCUCAACAUCGGAAAAGAAGUAUUUGUCACUUAUCAUGGCGGACUAUAACCCUUCAGUUCUCCAGCUCGUUACUUUGCCCAACUUCAUCCUUUCAUGGGCUCUCAACAACCCUCAGAUACCUGCUCUUCAGGAAGCUUUCUCAAUUGAGGGUGAGGUUGAGCUAGGCCCUGACGUUCUCGCCGCCUUCGAACAAUCACUAAAAGAAGCAAAUGUCACUCUCUCCUUUGUGUCUGGUGCUUGGUCGCAGGAAUUCGUCCACCUCAUAUACGCUCUGCCUUCAGGCCAUGACCAGGAAAGGAGCACGCUGCUUCUCGGUGCAGAAACAAUCUACUCCCCGUUUGCCCUCCAGGCCUUCCUUGAAACCCUCUUCUUAAUACUGGAAAAAGAGCAGAAGACUGAGGGCAAUGAAGCAGCUGCGCUUGUAGGAGCGAAACGCCUAUACUUUGGGGUCGGUGGUUCACUGGAUGACUUUAUCGACAAAGCGCGUCAGAAAGGAGCCCGAGUGGAACAGCUUAGGGAAGAGGUAGAGGGGGUCCGAAGGGGUGUCGUUCAGUGUGUUCUUGGACCUACAUAGACAUAUCGAAUCCAAAGUAAAUCGUUAAGCCUCGAAGGGUUUUAAAGUAAUGCGUGAAUUUCCAGCUUCUGCGCUCGGAGACCAGAAACUAUAAUGUUCAAAGCAACCUGGGUAUAUAUGCCUUUCCUAAACGCCACUUUUAAACCCAACCGCAUUUAUCUACAAGUACUGAGCACCUCAAUUGUGAUAUGAUACGUAAAGCUCGGCAGUUUCCGG